Magnolia sinica is the source of this 1127-nucleotide messenger RNA. RefSeq names its product zinc-finger homeodomain protein 2-like. The coding region runs from base 148 to 804 and encodes 218 amino acids. Lineage: Eukaryota; Viridiplantae; Streptophyta; Magnoliopsida; Magnoliales; Magnoliaceae. Gene Ontology annotation, biological process: regulation of DNA-templated transcription; regulation of developmental process. The transcript has a single exon. The record is from RefSeq and is a predicted model, not a curated record. Gene Ontology annotation, molecular function: DNA-binding transcription factor activity; transcription cis-regulatory region binding. Gene Ontology annotation, cellular component: nucleus.
CCCAAAGUUUCAUUUCCACAUCCCUAAUAUUUCUCAUUUUGUAGGUGGAAGGAGAAAGCCAUAAAAGCGGGAAAAAAGAAAAUGAGAUUUUGGUUUUAGCGUAGCGUUUUGAGAGGGGGUUGGAUUUUAGAAAAAGCGAGAGGGGAAAUGGAUUUAAGCGUGGUGCCGUACGGUCACAUCAGCAGCAGCGCCCGAGCUGAGGGCGAGUCGAACCCGGUCGAGAAGAACGGACCGGGCAAGAUCCGGUAUCGCGAAUGCCUGAGGAACCACGCAGCUUCUAUGGGGGGUCACGCCAACGACGGAUGCGGGGAAUUCAUGCCCGGUGAGGAGGAGCCGCUAAAGUGCGCCGCGUGUGGAUGUCACCGUAACUUCCACCGCAAGGAGGUUCCCGGCUACGCAGAUCAGCACUUCCUGCACCCUCAUCAUCACCACCACCACCACCAUCCGAUGGUGCUUUAUAAUGCGUGGGAUAAGAAGAUGCCGCUGCCACACCUGCAGCCGCAUCCGAUGUUGCCAGUCGUAGAUCUAAGGCCGCAGCAGCAGAAUCGACGGUCGGAAACGCCUGAAGACAGGGAAGGGCAGGGAACGACGAGGAAGCGGUUCAGGACCAAGUUCACGCAGGAGCAGAAGGAGAAGAUGCAGGCGUUUGCGGAGAAGCUGGGAUGGAGGAUACAGAAGCAUGAUGACGUGGCGCUACAGCAGUUCUGCAUGGAGGUAGGUGUGAAGCGGCACGUGCUGAAGGUGUGGAUGCACAAUAACAAGAACACCCUCGGCAAAAAAGAUGCACCGCCCAUCACCGUCUAAUUUUAAAUAUAAUAAAUUAAAUAAAUAUUUCUUCUUUUUUUUUUUCCAUUUUAUUUUUGGUUCUUAGGUAGAGAAAAAGAUUUGAAUAGGAGUAGCUGUUAAAAAAAAAUGGAAAAUGGUAAGAAAAGGAAGUCCAUCUUUGACAAGGCUCUUUCUUCCUUGUAUUAACGAUUAGGGACCCAAACCCAACGGCUGAGAUUAGUCGAGGGUUUUAGCUUCUGCUGACCACAUCCAAAAGCUAGAUUGUAUUUUGAGCUCUCUCGUUUGGAUAUAAAUUCUUGGGUUUUGUUGUAAUAGGGAGAGUUACCCUCUCUCCCUACCCC